This is a messenger RNA of Linnemannia hyalina, 939 nucleotides long. The record is from the annotation of a GenBank genome assembly. Lineage: Eukaryota; Fungi; Mortierellomycota; Mortierellomycetes; Mortierellales; Mortierellaceae.
AUGUCCGCUGUCCAGCACAAGUUCCUCAAGCAAAAGUCCAUCGGUGUCGUUGGCGUCCCAUUCUCUGGCGGUCAGCCCAGAGCUGGUGUCGAUCAGGGCCCUCUCAAGAUCAUCGAGUUUGGCCUCCUUGACCAGCUCAAGGAGCUUGACUGGAAGGUCAAGUUUGACGGUCACCGCGAUUACAGCGUGAUGCAGCCCGCCUCCGACCCUCCAGUUGGCAAGCUCCUCAACGCUCGCUUUGUCUCGGCCGUGACCGAGUCUGUUGCUAACUCUGUUGCCGCGCACUUGAAGGAGGGCUCGCUUGCCUUGACCCUUGGAGGCGACCACUCGAUUGCCCUCGGCACUGUCUCUGGCACCAUGUCUGUCCACCCCAACGCCGGUUUGAUCUGGGUUGAUGCCCAUGCUGAUAUCAACACCCCCGAGUCGACCGAUAGUGGAAACAUCCACGGCUGCCCCGUCUCGUUCUUGCUCGGAAUCGCCGGCCAGCUCAAGGAGUUUGCCUGGGUCAAGCCCUGCCUCACUCCCGACCGUCUCGUCUACAUCGGUCUCCGUGACGUCGACGCUGGCGAGAAGAAGAUCCUCCGUGAGAACGGCAUCAAGGCCUUCUCCAUGCACGAAGUCGAUAAGUACGGCAUUGCCAAGGUCGUCGAGAUGGCCAUCGAGCACGUCUCUCCCGGCGGCUCCCGCCCCAUCCACCUCAGCUUCGACGUCGAUGCCCUUGACCCCACCGUUGCCCCCUCCACUGGUACCCCUGUCCGUGGAGGUCUCACCUUCCGUGAGGGCCACUACAUCUGCGAGGCCGUCCACGAGACCGGUGCUCUCGUCGCCAUGGACUUGAUGGAGGUCAACCCCUCGCUCGAGGACGACCAGGCCGUCUUCCAGACCGUCACCAUCGGAUGCUCGCUCGUCCGCUGUGCCGUCGGUGAGACUCUCCUCUAA